AUUGUCAGUUGGCUGUGCUACUCUCUCCAAACAUAACCUCAAAAACUUCACGUUAAUUUCUAUUUUCCGUGUUUGAUUUCAUAAAAUGGCUUAUUUCAGCGGCUUAGAAAAAUUUGCCAUAGUGUUCCUCGUAGGUUUACUGCUGUAUUUAGUAAAAUGUGUUGUUAGUUUAGUGUACACUUAUGUCAUCGGACCGGCAGUGAAUAGAGUGGAUUUCAAAUCGAAGGGAAAGUGGGCCUUGAUAACGGGCAGUACAGAUGGCAUCGGAAAAGCUUAUGCGAGGGAGUUGGCUUCUCGGGGCUGUGAUAUCGUUCUAGUCAGUCGAUCAAUAGACAAAUUAAAAUCUACUGCUGCUGAAAUUGAGAGCGAGUUCAAAGUGAACACGAAGAUAGUUCAAGCGGACUUUUGUGAAGGCGAAAGCGUUUACGACAAGAUCUCGAAGGAGAUAGCCGAUAUCGAAAUUGGCACUCUAGUCAACAAUGUCGGUGUUUCCUACACCUAUCCGGAGUACUUCCUUGAAAUACCCGAUUGGGAUCAGUCAAUCAACAACAUGGUCAAAGCCAAUGUGGUGUCAACAACUCGUAUGACGGGUCUGGUGUUACCAGGGAUGGUGCAGCGAGGAAAAGGGGUGGUGAUCAACAUUGGAUCUGGUGCUUCCAUCAUACCCAGCCCUCUGCUUACUGUAUAUGCUGCUACCAAGGCUUUCGUCGACAAAUUCACUGAAGGCCUGGAUAUGGAGUACAGCAAGAAGGGCAUAAUUGUACAAUGUGUUUUACCAGGCUUUGUCUGCUCCAAAUUAUCUGGUCUACACCGUAGUUCGCUAAUAGCACCCACCGCGCAAUCUUUCGUCAAAUCUGCUAUCAGUCUUGUUGGCACCACCUCAAAAACCGCUGGAUAUUUUCCUCAUGCUCUGUUCUUCUUUGGAAUCAACUCUUUCUAUGCCAUAGCUAAUAGAUUUAGCGUAUGGCUGGUCACCAGGUCUAUGGAGAAUACACGCAGGAAGGCUUUGAGAAAGUACAAAAAACAAUAAUUUUUACUAGAUAUUAUUGGUAGUGAUUCUGAUGGCAAUGAAAUUUUAGAAAACUUACAUCUUUUUCUUAUUAUAAUAAGAAAAGGACAGACAAAAAUUUUAAUUUGAAACUGUCAAAUCUCGUGACUUUAGGUGAGAGUCUUGCACAGUCAUAGUGUUUUAAGUUAGAUUAAAAUUUAAAGUGUUUAAUAAUUUUAAAUCGAUUUUCCGUUCUUUUUAUGCAAUUCUAAAAAGAAAAGGAUGCAAAUACUCCAUUAAUUUGGUGAAAGCCAUCAGAAUCAACGCCAUUGUAGUUUAAUUGGGCAUUACCAAUUAGAAAAAACUAAUACUUACUAAAAUGAUAAUAAUAUGUACAUGUUUAUAUUUUCACCCACUUCCUUUUGCAUGUUGUUUUUACCAAAGAUGUAAAUAUUUCGUUUUAAAAAUGUUUAGUUUAAUGGGCACUAUUAUUCAAAGCGGGUGAAUUGAUUGGAUUUAUAAAUUGCUUCCUCGAAGUUAUAAUCGUUUACAUCUCUUUAUUUUAUUUUUAUGGCUUUUAAGAAAAUGGGAAGGUAGGUAAGUCAUUUACGGGCUUAUGUUUAUUUUGCAUAAGCACAUUAAGCCACCCGGUACCUUUAUUUUGUAGGAAUGAUGAAAAGAAGUAAAUAAAAAAUGUGAAAUACGAGGAACUACCAAAAGACAGUUUUAUGGCUUAGGCAAUUCUACUUAAUUAAGUUAUUGAAAAGUUCACACUGUAUUCACGGGAAAUGUCUAGAAAAGUAAUUUUUAACCCCCGACC
This is a messenger RNA of Maniola jurtina (meadow brown), 1808 nucleotides long. RefSeq names its product very-long-chain 3-oxoacyl-CoA reductase-B (gene spidey). The coding region runs from base 86 to 1030 and encodes 314 amino acids. Gene Ontology annotation, cellular component: endoplasmic reticulum. The transcript is spliced from 6 exons. The record is from RefSeq and is a predicted model, not a curated record. Lineage: Eukaryota; Metazoa; Arthropoda; Insecta; Lepidoptera; Nymphalidae. Gene Ontology annotation, molecular function: oxidoreductase activity.